AUGAAUGCCAUUUUUGUAAUCUUGAAGACUAUUUCUUCUCUUUAGGGUUGUAGCAGUUCCAACAAUGGUGGAUGACAUACAUCGAGCAGAUUAUUGUAAAAUCACUCCGGCUAAGUUCUCUGGAAGUAAAGAAGUUGUGCCUCUUCACUUUCGAAAGGUUCGAAUAUCCUCAGCCAACAUUUCAGAAACUAAUGAAAGAGCAGGUCAUGGAGCCUUUCUUUGUAUUCCAGGUCUUUUGUGUGGGUUUAUGGUGCUUAGAUGAAUACUGGAACCUAUUAUUCUGCUGUAAUUGAGAACCGUGCUGAUUUUCUUGGUCGCGUAGUGGUUGAUGUUGGCGCUGGUAGUGGCAUUUUGUCAUUAUUUGCAGCCCAGGCUGGUGCAAAGCAUGUUUAUGCCAUAGAGGCUUCUGAAAUGGCCGACUAUGCAAGAAAACUUAUUGCUGGAAAUCCAUCACUGAAUGAAAGAAUUACAGUAAUCAAAGGAAAGGUCGAAGAUGUAGAGUUACCUGAAAAAGCUGAUAUUUGAUCUCUGAGCCAAU
Lycium barbarum (goji berry) is the source of this 538-nucleotide messenger RNA. Its product is annotated as probable histone-arginine methyltransferase 1.3. The coding region runs from base 259 to 525 and encodes 88 amino acids. Gene Ontology annotation, molecular function: protein-arginine N-methyltransferase activity; P-type ion transporter activity. The transcript has 7 exons. The record is from RefSeq and is a predicted model, not a curated record. Gene Ontology annotation, biological process: peptidyl-arginine methylation; intracellular calcium ion homeostasis. Gene Ontology annotation, cellular component: endoplasmic reticulum membrane. Lineage: Eukaryota; Viridiplantae; Streptophyta; Magnoliopsida; Solanales; Solanaceae.